ACAGGCCUGAGUUCAAUCCCCGGUGGAGUAGAAUAACUCUGAAUUACCUGGGGCCGGUCAGCUCGAUGGUGCCUCAAGGCCGUCGUCCUUCUUCAAAAAAUACCGAUGGGUAAUACAGAAAGAAAAGGAAAAUGGAGAGGGAUAGGAGGGGGAUAUGUUUGUCGCUCGGUCGGAGGAUGUAGGCGACUGCGAAAGGGUAGGGAGAACAGGCGAAGGAACAGUUCAGCUCUUUGUGAAGACAUUGUGUGGUGAUAAAACAAUCGCCGUAGAUGUGGAGAGAAGUAGCACCGUAAGCAAUGUGAAGGCCAAGAUUCAGGAAAAAGGCGUUCCCACGGACUGCCAGCAUCUCAUAUUUGCUGGGAAGCACCUUGAGGAUGAAGAGAAUCUGGCAGACUUGAACAUCCAGAAGCAGUCAACGCUUCACCUUGUGCUUAGACUGAGAGGGGGAACGAUGAUCAAGGUCAAGACACUCACGGGAAAAGAGAUAGAGAUUGACAUCGAGCCAACUGAUACAAUCGAACGAAUCAAAGAGAGAGUGGAGGAGAAAGAGGGGAUUCCGCCGGUCCAGCAGAGGUUGUUUUCGCGAGGAUGCGUGGUUAUGGUCGAGAACGACAGCACCGCGACCGCGAAUGGGUCCCGCGAAGAAUAAGAGAUGACUGGAAGGGGCAGCUCGGGGUUCGGUAUGAAGUCCUUGAGUGCAUUGGCGAGGGGACGUAUGGCCAAGUGUUCAGAGCACGGCGAUCCUCAGAUGGGGAGAUUGUUGCGUUGAAGAGGAUUCAUUUGCAGGAGUCGUUGGUAAGCUCGUCAGCAUUGUCAGAAAACAGUGCAGUUGUGGACGAGAUCAGCGCGCUGCUCGAGCUGGACCACCCGAAUGUGGUAAAACUCUUGGAGUACUUUGAGCACAACUCCGCGGUGGUGCUUGUCUUCGAGUUUCUGGCCACAAAUUUGGCGGAGGUGAUCAAGAGAGGUCAAGAGCCUUUGGACGAAGCUGAUGUGAAGGGGUGGAUGGUGCAGAUCUUAUGCGGCCUGGCUGCUUGCCAUGAUGCUGCCAUCAUUCACAGAGACCUGAAGCCUGCAAACCUGCUCAUUUCGAAGGGAGGGGUACUAAAGCUGGGUGAUUUCGGAUUGGCCCGAGUGUGCAAAGAUGGAGAAAGGGUGGAGUUCACACAUAUGCUCGCCACCAGGUGGUACCGGGCCCCUGAGCUUCUCUAUGGUGCGAGAGAGUGUGGAAAGGGUGUGGAUAUCUGGGCUGUUGGAUGCAUCUUUGCAGAAUUGCUUGCCCGUGCACCAUUGUUUCCCGGAGACUGUGAGAUAGAUCAACUCAGCAGGGUCGUCAAGAUGAUGGGCAUCGCGGAUGAGUCCAAUUGGCCGGGUGUGAGUGAUCUUCCUGAUUUUGGAAAGAUACUGUUCUCUCCUCCUGAGAUAAUUCCCUUGGAGCGGGCAUUACCAAAUGCCUCAGAAGGAGCAAUUCGUCUCUUGAAGAAGAUGCUUGUUUAUUCUCCAGAGAGUAGAGUCAGUGCCGCAGAGGCUCUUCAGGAUGAGUACUUCUUGACCGCCCCACUACCAAAGCCUGCUGCAGACCUGUGGAUUCCCCCCAUCACCCCCCAAAAGGGAACUACAAGAGGAGAGGGAAAUACAAGGCAUCAGUGGAGGGCGACACAUUGUUGACUAGGCAUUAAAUCGACGAUUGUGGCAGUAGUGAAAUUUCAACCAAUGAAUGAAGAUUCCAACCAAUCAAUCAAUGGGCACGUGACAGAACAACAAAACAAUUGUAAUGGUGGCAGAUUUGGUGCAUUGGAGAGUGUAAUAACCAUGUGUGCAAACAACACCAGAAUCAUAAUUGAGGGAAAUUAGGCGCAUUGGGGCGUAAUGAGCAUGUGUGGAAACAGAGAAAGUGUAGAUAUCAGAGUGAACAACGGUGGAGAAGAUGAGCACUUAGUCCUCGAGAAGUGGGCUGAUCCAAUCUUAUCCGAGAGGGGAAAAGGAGCUAUGGCGAUGGAUCCUAGGCUUUCCAUUGUCAGUAGUGUCCUCUUUGCCAAGAGUGUAUGGAAACAGCCAACACCGUAGAUGUCAUCGGGAUUGACGAUGAAGGAGAAGGAUAUGAGCACCCAAUCCUCACGAACGGCAUCGUGGUUAGUAUCUAUCUAAUGUGAGAAGGAGAAAGGAGCUGCGGAUAUUUUGCCGUCUACUCCCAUUGGUGGCUUCUGUACCAAAUGAAUGGCACGAGCCCUUCGUACAAGGUCCUUGUGACAGGGCCCGCCAUAAGAUCCUUGUUUCCAGGACCUUGUCGUUGGGCCCUUCUCAUAUACUUCUUGUGAAGUGGGAAGAAAUGUAUGACAAAGUUGUUCGCUAGCAGCUCUGGAUAAGCGAGGGAAACGACGGAGAUGUUUUCGGUGGGGCCUCGCCACAUUUGGCAACCCCGGAGGCUUAUGACCAGCUUUGGGCUCAUUCUGUGCAAACAUAGUCUGUACCCUUUCCCUUAGGAAAAGUUGUGAUGAGAUGGACGGCCACUGCAAGCAGACUAAUUGCAUGUGGUCUCUUGGGUUGAGUCGCGUAUGUAAAAAGUACUAAAAACUUCAAAAAGUUGAAAGACUGCACAUUCUGCCAGUUGGAGAUAUGGAGGACUUCCAGGUCGUACAGGGAUCCUGAACCUGUAAAUAGUUAAUGAAGACCGGAUCUCUGAGAUCCCAGAGUUACGGAACAUUGUUGUCUGUUAUUUUUUCUCGAGUACUCGCACAUUUCGUUCUUGUAAGAGAAUUUUGGUUGUGACGACAGAGAAUCUUUUCCGUUUUUGAUUGCUGCUCGACGGAGGAGAGAACCAGCGUAGCAGAAGACACAGCAGGGUGACAAGUUGGCAGGGAUGAGAUGAUGAGGCAAAUUACUAUUGACUGGGAAGGAACCAGAGUGCCAAAUCAGGAGGAAAUACUUGCGUAUGGAUGAUCGAGAUGUUGGAAGGCAGGGAUGCUAGCCCUAACAUAUGUGCACGGUAAGCUGACUCAGGCCCCACUCCCCGUCCCUUAAUCAUGAUCCAUGAAGCUCCCUUGUCCGCCGCGGAAGUGCGUACUGAGAGUUGUAAUAUCCUGAAUGUAUUUAUUUCAAUUCCGUUGAUGGCUAUAUUUCUUCCGUGGAAGUCCCCACGUGUGAGUAUACCUGAGUCUUGUGGUAGGCAACUUGGCAAACUGGGGGUUAGGGGGAGGGUUAGCAGGUGCCGAUGGACUGCCGAUGAAUGAAGUUCCAAAUAUAUAAUGGGAACUACCCAAUAAUAAAUGAGGAAGAAAAUC
Chara braunii is the source of this 3281-nucleotide messenger RNA. Lineage: Eukaryota; Viridiplantae; Streptophyta; Charophyceae; Charales; Characeae. The record is from the annotation of a GenBank genome assembly.